AUGCAAACGGCGACUGCCUCUAUUCUCGACGUUUCAAGGACGGGGGUGAUUCGAGAGGAUGGCAGGAACGCCCCAAAUAACUACACAGGACAAUGUAGCCAAAUAUUUCCACCUCAUCUUGGUACAUCCCAGAUAAUCCAUGGCAAUGGUACCAUAAUUGGCACAGUCAUAACGUUCCAGUGUUCUGCAGACCACCAGCUGAUUGGACAACGAGUUGUCACGUGCAUUUGGAAAGGAAAUGAAACACAGUGGACAGCAGGCAUUCCUGCAUGUAAGCCGAUGUCUAAAUAUGAAACCUUUGGAUUUAAAGUUGCGGUGAUUGCCUCCAUUGUCAGCUGUGCUAUUAUUCUGUUGAUGUCUAUGGCUUUUUUAACCUGUUGUCUUAUCAAAUGUGUUAAGAAAAGUGAGAGAAGAAGAGCACAAAGAGAUAUGCAGCUGUGGUACCAGCUCAGAACAGAAGAACUGGAAAGCAUGCAGGCUGCCUACUUUGGUUUUAAAGGCAGAAACAACAACAACAACAACAAAAGAAGCAAGAAGAAAUCUGUAUUUGAUGAUGGUUUUAACAUGGCCUAUGACAACCAAGGCUUCUGCAGUUUCCAUGAAGAAUGGGCUGGAGACAUGACAGAGACUGGCUAUAGUGGAGAUAACAAUUUUCACUGCAAAACAACCAAAACCAGCCAUGCCCUUGAUAAACAGUUAGUACCAGGACACAAUAUUGCUAUACAUACCAUCAGUACAAUACAUGUUGUAGAGGUCUAUGGGCCUGAAAAGGAUAUGGUUGGGACAACAGAUAUGCAUUUACCUGGAUGAGCAAGUUCAGAAAUGCAAUUUGAGAUCUGCUGGACCAAAGCCAAAUGGGAAUACAAAUGCCUGCUGAAUGUGCCUUAAAAACUGCAUAGAAGUAAAUGACUGGAUUGUUCCUAUGUAUCUUCACCAGUAAAUGUCAGAAUAUAUACAUGAAAAAGAUUGCAUUCUGGUGCAAUUUAAAUAAAACAGUACAUAUUGAUAUUUAACAGAAAGUAGCCAUUUCUGCAAUUUGCUUUCAAAAGUGAAUACAUUAAGAAGACAAUGAUACCUUUCUUCAGCAUAAUUCUUAACAGGUGUUGUUGUUUUUUUGCUCCAUGUGAAAUCAUUGACAAGAAGUACAAAUGCACUGCAAAUUUAUUUUAUCUUCUCUUUUUUCUAAAUAGACCAGAAAGAAUAAAAUGUA
Eublepharis macularius is the source of this 1210-nucleotide messenger RNA. RefSeq names its product sushi domain containing 3 (gene SUSD3). Gene Ontology annotation, cellular component: plasma membrane. The transcript is spliced from 5 exons. The coding region runs from base 1 to 810 and encodes 269 amino acids. The record is from RefSeq and is a predicted model, not a curated record. NCBI's taxonomy places the organism in Eukaryota, Metazoa, Chordata, Lepidosauria, Squamata, Eublepharidae.